Lacerta agilis (Sand lizard) is the source of this 1944-nucleotide messenger RNA. It is a transcript of the gene NCS1, whose product is annotated as neuronal calcium sensor 1. The record is from RefSeq and is a predicted model, not a curated record. Lineage: Eukaryota; Metazoa; Chordata; Lepidosauria; Squamata; Lacertidae. The transcript is spliced from 9 exons. Bases 507 to 1079 code for a protein of 190 amino acids. Gene Ontology annotation, molecular function: calcium sensitive guanylate cyclase activator activity; calcium ion binding.
CGCGGCCUCCUCCUCCUCCAGCCACGCCGAGGUUUCCCGGCAGUUGCAGCCGAGAUCUUCCGCAGCGCCGGUAUGGAGGGAGACGACCGCCUCGCCAUCUGUUUGUGACUGUUUUGCAGAGCUGAGUUGUGGAUGCCAGAAAAUAAGGGGACGUAAACCUCCUCUGGGACUCCGGAUCUGGACACUGGAAUUGCAGCUGAACUUAUAAAGCUUAUCACCCCCUUGUUUCUCUUUCUCUCUCUUCCCCCCUUCCCCCUCCUCUUUCCAUCCCCUCCCCCCCCAAUUUUUGGGGGUGUGUGUUAGCGCUACUUGAAGGAAAUCGGAAGGGUCCGGUUUGGCUUCGAAACUGAGACAGUCCCUCUGCUGUCCUCCACCCUUCACAUCGGAUCUCUCUGCGCCCACCCCCCACUGGCUUCCUAUAUGCUUCUCCGCUAAGUAAAGGAAGGGCUUUGAGAGAAAUUUAUGCCCUGUUAAAAAGUCCAGUGGACAAACCUUGCCAGAUCGAGAUGGGGAAAUCGAACAGCAAGUUGAAGCCUGAAGUUGUGGAAGAACUGACAAGGAAGACAUACUUUACGGAGAAGGAGGUCCAGCAGUGGUACAAAGGCUUCAUCAAGGACUGCCCCAGUGGGCAGCUGGACGCUGCUGGGUUCCAAAAGAUCUACAAGCAGUUCUUCCCCUUUGGGGACCCGACCAAGUUUGCCACAUUCGUCUUCAAUGUCUUUGACGAGAACAAAGAUGGAAGGAUUGAGUUUUCCGAGUUUAUCCAAGCCUUGUCGGUCACUUCCCGGGGGACGUUGGAUGAGAAACUGCGGUGGGCGUUUAAGCUGUAUGAUCUUGACAACGAUGGCUACAUCACUAGGAAUGAGAUGCUGGACAUCGUUGAUGCCAUUUACCAGAUGGUGGGGAACACUGUGGAGCUCCCUGAAGAGGAAAACACCCCAGAGAAGCGGGUGGACCGGAUUUUUGCCAUGAUGGAUAAAAAUUCAGAUGGAAAACUCACCCUGCAGGAGUUCCAGGAGGGAUCCAAGGCUGACCCUUCCAUUGUUCAGGCGCUCUCCCUCUAUGACGGACUCGUAUAGCUUGCAGUCUUACGCUUUGACACACCUGAAGGAACCCCCUUCCAGUGCCAUCAAACACCCACCUCAGACCAGACUCUCUCGCCUGACGUAUGCCAGCCCCUCAUCGCGCUAAAAACGUGGGAGAGGGGUGUGCUUGGAGCGUGACGUCAACCCAACCACUUUGUGCUCAAAAACCAGCUCGUCAUCUCCAUUUGCCAGCGUCUGCAUUUAACAACUAUUUAAAGAAAAGAAAAAAAGAAAAGCGGGGGCGGAGGAGAAGAAACCAAUGAUGAAGAGGAUGAUGAAAAGAUAAGCGCCAUUUCCUUGGGGCCAUGAAGAAUACUCUCACAUGUUAAUAUUCUGUUUUGUUUGUUUCGAACGGAUUAAGAACGAGCACCAUUUUUAAAUAUCUCUUACGGGUGGGGGUGGGGAGAAUCAUGCAGACUGGAGAUUUAGGGUCCCAUUAAGACGUCUUGUGUCAGGGCGCCACUGGACUGGACCAGAACUGUCAAGAGUGGAUGGCUUAAUCGCAGCUAAGCUUUUGCUUUUAAAAUCCUGGGAGUGUCGCACGUGUGUGUGUGUGUUGGGGGGUGGGUGGGUUAAAAAUCCAUUUGAAAUUGAUGUCCAUCCUCAUUUGGGUUUGUGGUUCAAAUUGCAAUGCUACACACACACACACACACACACAUUAUUAUUAUGAUUAUUUGGGGUGUGACAUUGUUAUUGUAUGCUCUCAUUUGUGUGUGUGUGUGCGUGACGGAAAAGUGAGACGCUUUUUCUUCUUUUGAAUGACCUAUGAACAAUCGGUAGCUAUUUAUUUGCCGUUUUGUGUGUGUCAAAGCUGCUGUAUAAUUUUUUUGUCUCGUGUCUCAGAAAAAGAACAAAAAAA